This is a messenger RNA of Frankliniella occidentalis (western flower thrips), 1742 nucleotides long. RefSeq names its product transforming growth factor-beta receptor-associated protein 1. Gene Ontology annotation, cellular component: cytoplasm; membrane. The transcript is spliced from 7 exons. The record is from RefSeq and is a predicted model, not a curated record. The coding region runs from base 3 to 1403 and encodes 466 amino acids. Gene Ontology annotation, biological process: vesicle-mediated transport; endosomal vesicle fusion; autophagy. NCBI's taxonomy places the organism in Eukaryota, Metazoa, Arthropoda, Insecta, Thysanoptera, Thripidae.
UUAUGUUUGGGUUAAGUUCACAAUUUUAUUUAUCUGACUCAUUUAUUAUUGUUUUUUUUUUUUUUUGCUGUAUUGUUGACCAGCAGCAGAAACAGGCUAUACCAUUUCUAGGGGGUCAAAUUAUUGGAAACUAUGACGGCCACAUAUAUGUUUGCUCCCAGACGAGCCUGAAUGCUCUGGUACCAGUUCCUUGGGAGAAGCAAGUGGAGGCACUUCUGGUUGAUGAACAUGUUGACGAAGCUCUUUCUCUUCUCGAAAAAGUUGGACACCCAGGCCGACAGAGUGGUCAGAUUGAUCCUUUAAAGAGAAGAUGUAAGCAGCAGGCAGCUUGUAUCUAUUUUUCUCGGUCAGAUCUAGAGAUUGCUCUUGACCUUUUCUUAGACUUAGAAAUUGAUGAGAGAGAACUUAUCUCAAUAUUUCCUGGGAUAAUGCCAUCAGCAACUGCUUUUGCAAGAACAGUUCCACCUCUUCACUGUAUUGCGGAUGUGAAUCAGCUUUCCCAUGGAGACGAUAAAAAAAUAAUACAGGCUAAACAGUUUUUGCUGCAUUUCCUGCAAAUGGCUCAUGACUCCAGUAAAAGCUUGCAUUGUAUGGAAAUUGAUACUGCUCUGCUUAAGUUGUAUGCUGAACUUGGACAAAGCAAGGAGUUAGAGACUUUACUUGAAUCACAACUUUUCAAUGGUGACUUUCAAAGUUGUUUGGCUGGACUGAAAGAUAGAGGCCUCCACCAUGCCCAAGCUCUUCUCCUGUUAAAUCAUGGGAAAAGGUCUGAGGCCUUAUCUCUUUGGUGCCAGAUGAUAUCAGGAGAAUUAAAUGAUUCGAAUUUCAAAGGUAUAAUUUUCUUUGCCCAAGUGCUCAAAAAAAUAGGGGAUGCAGAAAUUCUGUGGCAGUAUGCCGACUUAGUCUUAGAUAAUAAUGAAGUACAUGGUGUUGAAUUAUUUAUCCAGAAGCAAACUGCAAAAGAUACUGCUCCUGCUAUGGAACUUGACCCACACACUGUUGCCAAUUAUCUUCAACGCUAUCCCAAAGCUCUUAUUUUGUACCUUGAAUAUUUAAUCAACGAGAAAGGAAUUGAAGAAGAGAAGUUUCAUACUCAACUGGCUGUGCAGUACAUCGAUGUCAUAUCAAAGCUGAAGUCUCAAAGUACAGAAAAUGAACCGGACCUUAAUGAAAACAUUUUACGGCUGAGGAGAUUUCUCCAGAAAUCUAAUCAAUACCGUGCAAAGUUUCUUUUACCUAAAGUGCGAGAUGUUGGAUUAGAUCAAGAAGUAGCUGUUCUUUAUGGGAAGGUUAGUAUUAUUACACAGCUCUUUUCUUCAAUCUUUAAACAUAUCUGUUUUGUUUUACUGUACUUUAUUUUCUUUCUUUGUUUUUUUCAUCCAAAAAUUGAUGGGAGAUCAUGAAAAGGCUCUCUGUAUUCUUGCUACACAACUCAGAGACUUUAAGGGCGCCGAAGAAUACUGUCUUCUAAAUGGGGUCAGAAAGGAAAACAACUCAUAUAAUAUGUUAUUUCAUAGUCUUUUAUCUAUCUACCUGAAUCCAGAACCCAGUGGAGGCAAGAAAGAUGAAUAUCUUGUACCUGCUCUGGAUUUGCUGGAUGCCUAUGCAUCUGACAUUGACCCAGUGAGGGCAAUUGAAAUGAUACCAUCUCAUUGGUCAGUGAGCGUUUUGGAAACCUUCUUAAAGGGAGCACUUCGUUCAACUAUGAACAAGGUAUAAAUGGUUAUAAACAAUAUUUCUUU